Messenger RNA from Condylostylus longicornis, 409 nucleotides. RefSeq lists its product as uncharacterized. Gene Ontology annotation, molecular function: amino acid transmembrane transporter activity. Gene Ontology annotation, biological process: amino acid transmembrane transport. Lineage: Eukaryota; Metazoa; Arthropoda; Insecta; Diptera; Dolichopodidae. The annotation marks the transcript as partial. The record is from RefSeq and is a predicted model, not a curated record. The transcript is spliced from 3 exons.
AAUGAUAAUAAUAUUUAAUAAAUUAUAUAAAAAUAUUUAAAUAUUGUAAAAAUCUUCUAUAUUACAAUUGAAAAUUUCAUCAAAAAUGGAUAAUAGUAAUAAUAGAAGGAACACAGCAACUGAAUUCAGUUAUAUACUUCAACGUCAGGAUAGCGAUGUAUCAGCAACUGAAGUUCAUGCAUUCGAUGACAUUAAAAAUCUUGUAAAUAAGGAAGGACCACCGCCAAAUAAUGCAACAGUAGAUGAUCAUUUAUCUUCAUUACCGCAAGCAUCAUUUAAUUAUAUUAAUUCAAUUGUUGGUAGUGGUGUUAUAGGUAUACCAUAUGCAUUACAUAGAGCUGGAUUUGGUUUAGGAAUGUUUCUAUUAAUACUAGUUGCUGUUAUAACUGAUUAUUCAUUAAUAUUGAUG